GCUAUCAAUUUGGUUGCUUCUUUGAAUCUGUCUUCACUUCCUCCCUCCCUCUAAUAAUAUACCACUCUCACACUCUCCGUCUAUAUAUAUAUAUAGAGGCCUGGAUCAGAUGAGAGUAUAACACCAAAAUACCAAAGAGAAAUCAGCCAUAUCAUAUUACUUAAAAUGUCAAGCUACUUAGGAAAAUCAAAAAGUGUUUCUCAGUUUUUUAGCUUUGUGCUAACAUGUCAUUUGUUUCUACUUAUUGGUUUCAUUCAUUCUUCCCCACCAGAAAAUCCCAUAAAAUGUUCUUCAAAGAAUAACAGUAAUUGCACUGUUACGAAUUCUCUAGGUGCAUUUCCAGACAGAGCAAUAUGUAAAGUAUCAAAUGCUAUUUACCCUCAGACAGAACAAGAACUUAUUGCAGCAGUAGCUAUGGCUUCCAUGAACAAAAUCAAGGUGAAAGUUGCAACUAGGUAUUCUCACAGUCUACCAAAGUUGGUUUGUCCAGACGAGAGUCCGAAUGGUAAUUUACUCAUAAGCACUAUGAACCUCAACCGGACUUUAAGUAUCGAUAGUUCCACGAUGAUCAUGACAGUUGAAUCCGGCGUGUUACUUCGAGAUGUGAUUUCGAAGGCGGCUAAAGUUGGAUUAGCACUUCCUGCUAGUCCUUACUGGUGGGGUUUAACUAUCGGCGGUAUGAUUUCUACUGGUGCCCAUGGAAGUACUUUAUGGGGUAAUGGAAGUUAUGUUCACGACUAUGUGAUAGGCCUUCGGAUAGUCACACCUGCUAGCCCUGAGGAAGGUUAUGCCAAAGUGAGGGUUCUUGAUAAUAAUCACCCUGACAUUAAAGCAGCCAAGUUAUCCCUUGGAGUUCUUGGUGUUAUUUCACAGGUUACUCUUAAACUCCAGCCACUUUUCAAACGAUCUCUAACCAUUGUUAGGGAGGACGAUUCAGAUUUAGCGACUCGGGCAACCACCUUCGGCAAAGAACAUGAGUUCGGAGACAUAACUUGGUAUCCUUAUCAACGUAGGGCACUUUAUCGACUUGAUGACAGAGUCUCCAUAAAUACAUCCGGAAAUGGUCUCAAUGACUUCACAGGUUUUCGUUCUACAUUGACACCAGUUUUAGCCGCUGUAAGAGUUUCAGAGGAGACCCAAGAAGCAAUAGGUGAUGCGAAUGGGAAAUGCAUCAGCGCAAGGGUAACCACAUUUGGAUUAAGGAUUACCGGAUUUGGAUAUUCAAAUGACGGUAAUUUGUUUAAAGGUUACCCGAUAGUUGGAUAUCAAAAUCGCUUACAAGCCUCAGGAAGCUGUAUAGAUAGCUCGUCAAAUGAUCUAAUCACAUCAUGUGCAUGGGAUCCAAGAAUAAAGGGCAACUUCUAUCACCAAACUGCUGUCAAUCUACCUCUAUCAAAAGUUCAGAACUUUAUCGAGGAUGUACAGAAACUUAGAGAUUUACUACCCGAAGCUUUCUGUGGUUUAGAGCUUGGAAAUGGAAUCCUAAUGAGAUACAUAAAGGGUUCAAAUGCUUACUUUGGUACAGAAGAAGAUUCCAUCGAUUUCGAUAUAACCUAUUAUAGAAGUAAAAAUGGUUCGACACCUAGACUUUUCCAAGACAUAUUAGAAGAAGUAGAACAGAUCGCAGUUUUUAAGUAUGCAGGAAUACCACACUGGGGUAAAAACCGCAAUCUUGGGUUUAUUGGUGCAAUCAAUAAGUAUAAACAUGCUGCCGAGUUUUUAAAAGUGAAAGAGAGUUACGAUCCUACUGGAGUGUUUUCAAGUAAAUGGACAAAUCAAAUCCUUGGUUUAGAUCAAAGUGGUGUGACCAUUGUUAAGGAUGGUUGUGCCCUGGAAGGACUUUGUAUAUGCUCUGAGGAUAUUCAUUGUGCACCCAAAAAGGGGUACGUUUGUCGACCAGGCGGACUUUAUACAAGUGCUAGAGUUUGCACCGAUAUAAACAGAGUCGAUUCAGAUAUCAGUAUCACUACACUUAAAGAGGAGGAGGAGGACCUUGGAUUUUCAGACAUGUAAAGAUAGUUUAUUCGUAUUAUGUAUUGUGUAUGUAAUGUGCUUGAAUUUAUAUCAUUUGGUGUAUUCUUUCAAUUUUUAAUCAAAUUGUACUUCUUUGGCAAAUACAAAAAGUUAAUGCUUGUUGGAAAAAAA
Papaver somniferum (opium poppy) is the source of this 2145-nucleotide messenger RNA. RefSeq names its product L-gulonolactone oxidase 2-like. Bases 166 to 2013 code for a protein of 615 amino acids. Lineage: Eukaryota; Viridiplantae; Streptophyta; Magnoliopsida; Ranunculales; Papaveraceae. Gene Ontology annotation, molecular function: FAD binding; D-arabinono-1,4-lactone oxidase activity. The transcript is spliced from 3 exons. The record is from RefSeq and is a predicted model, not a curated record. Gene Ontology annotation, cellular component: membrane.